AGGGCGCCUCACGUGCCAGAGCUACUGUAAUCGGUGGGGUUUGCACAGUGAGCACGGGUGUCUUCCCGGGUCUUCCUUCUCAGUUGUGUGUGUGUGUUUUUUACCCGUUUCCUGUUGUCUAAACCUGGGGGAAGAACUGAGAGCAUGAAUAAGGCUACAGAAUCAGCCCCGAACACUUCUUCUCCCCCUCCUGAAGCUGACAGGUGUCAGGCAGGGAUAGAAGAGGGAGACGCCGAGAAAGGCUGGAAAACAAGCAAGCAGGCAGUCGCUAAAGCUCGCUGGAAACUGCUCAGACAGGUUCUGAAGAAAAAACACAUGAACAGUUUGCAGCUUCAGCAAGUAUCAGUAAGGAGAUUUGCUUCAUUUAAUCUCUUCUCAGUAAGAGAAGACUGCAGAAAAGCAACAGAAGAUGACUAUGGGACAUGGGUUCAGUACGAAAGCAUUUUUUAUCCUCAAUACAGUAUAUCAUUAAGAUGCAACAGCGGACUCUUAAACGUUGAAGAUGUUCUGACAAGUUUUGACAAUACAGGAAACGUUUGUCUCUGGCCUUCUGAAGAGGUGCUAGCUUACUACUGCCUCAAGCACCGUGAAAUGUUCAGGGGCCUUGCUGUGUGUGAGCUAGGGGGUGGCAUGACAUGCUUGGCUGGGCUCAUGGUUGCUAUUUCUGCAGAUGUCAAAGAAGUUCUGUUAACUGAUGGAAAUGAAAAGGCCAUCAAAAAUGUAAAUGACAUCAUCAUCAAAAACCGAAAAGCAGACAUUUUUAGAGGUCAAGCUAUCUCAAGCCGCAUUUUACGAUGGGAUAAUGAGACAGAUGUCUCUCAACUGGAAGGACAUUUUGACAUUGUUAUGUGUGCUGACUGCCUGUUUCUGGACCAGUACAGAGCUAGCCUUGUGGAUGCAAUAAAGAGAUUACUCCAGCCCAGUGGGAAAGCAGUGGUAUUUGCUCCACUCCGAGGGAAUACUCUAAAGCAGUUUUGCAAUCUAGCUGAAAAAGCUGGUUUCUCUAUCCAAAGACAUGAAAAUUAUGAUGAGCACAUUUCAAACUUCCACUCCAAGUUGAAAAAAGAAGAAAGAGAGAUUUAUGAUGAAAAUCUCCACUACCCAUUCCUUAUUAUUUUAACCAAACAUGUAUAAUAUAUGUGGCAGGUAUAUUUUGAUUUUAAAGAAAAAUUACAGCGACAAAAGUAUGCCAUUUUAAGAAAAAGUGAUUCCAGUUUGUUGAGAUGAGAAAUCCCUGAACUGUAUAGUAAAUAUAUCAUUCCAAGACCCCCCCCCCACCCAGUUUUUCUUUAAAAGCCAGUCCAAUGCGAUGAAGUCUUUAAGAGCUCAAUUUCUCUCCCCCCCCCCUCGUGACUUCCAUCAUGCACCCGGUUGCUUCAUCUCGACAAAGAGUGCUUCUGCGAUUACAUUUGAAUGCAUCUGUUUUGUGGCUGUGUUUGACCAUCUGUAAAACACUAAAGGAUUUCUUGUUCUAGUAAGUGAAGAAAAGAAAGAUGCUGAUAAUUUAGGGGCAUUAUACACAACCUAUUGCAUUAUAGAUGCAGCUCAUCCUAUAUUUUGAUCCCCCCCUUGCUAUUCUCGAAAUUUGCCUUAUGGCUUUUCCUCCCCCCUCCACCCCCAGCAAAACGUUUCAAACUUGCUUUGCUUGAUUACUUAACGUUUUUUGACAACAGGAUUUUUUUUGUUCUCACCCCAUAGAUGUAUAAGAAAUUACUGCCUCAAACCAAAGCCUCAUAAACUGACCAUUUGUCCUCUGGACACAAUGGCUUGGCCAGCCCUCCGCUCCUCCUCUCCAAUUAUGUGUGAUUAGUCUCAGUGUGUUGUGUCAAGAAGGGGGAGUGUGCUGAGUACUUAUUAUCUGUUUAGGUACAAGAAGAGCACUGUGGCUAUGAAUGAAAAGUGAGCCUUUAUCAGUGCUGAAAUCUAACUGCAACUGUUCCACAGAUCUCUUGUUAAAAACAGAUCUUUGCCUGAGAAAUUCUCAGAGCUACAGCAAUUGUGAGGGAUUUUCUUCCCCCACAGAGGUAUGCAACCCCCGACUCCUAAAAUUAAUGUUCCAGCAUCUUGUUUUAACCUAUUCUAUGCCUCACGUAUAUGGCUAAUGGUUACUUACUACGAACAACAGUAAAGGUUAGGGCCCAGUGACUGGGGUUUGUUCUCUCACUGGUCUCACAGAAAAGUCUCACCAUCUAAGAAGCUGGCAGCCUGGAUUUAAAAAAAAGAUUCUAAACCCACAUACCUUUUCUCCCCCCUCCCCAGUUGUUUAAGAAAAAGAAUCCUGAUAAUAUCUCAUAUAAAUGCAGUUUGUUGUGCAAUUGGUUGAUGAAAUACAUUAAAAUAAUUACCUUUGGAUUGUUGCUUUUCCUCUCCGGUUUAACAAAUUGAAUUGUACACAAAAGUCCUGCUCCCUUCACUGCUCUUCUCCAACACGUUUCUUCACCACCAGUUUGCAUGUCCUUGUAUUCAACACUUUUUAUGCUCCAUUAGAGCACCUAUAUGGAUCUAAGAAGGCACAGGUCAAGUCGCAGUUAGAUCAUACAUUUCUUUCUCACAAAAACCUGAAUUGCAAUGCCAAGUGAUGGGCUAACAUCACAAUAACAGCAAUUUAUUCCUCUUUUGAUAAAACAGCAGUCUAUUCUCAGUGUUGGAUAAAGACCAGGGGCAAUGCAAACCAGCCAUUUAUCCUGGUAUUUCAGUGGUAGAUCCCCUUUUAUGGAUUUUAUGGAUUUCACAUUGAGACUCUACUGUGUGGAAUUUCUCCUAAGAAAUUAUAAGAAUUUAGAAACGACUUAGGUUUAUUGUAGAGGGAAUGCUCCAUCUUCUCAGUAUGCCUCCUACAGAUGCAACAUAUCCCAACAAGGUAGGUAUUCAGUAUAAAUCUCAACACAGACCCACAAAAACUGGUGAAAGUAUAAACCUUCUGUGCCUCUACAAAUGUUCUUAGGAACAGGACACAUUGAUGAACUUGACAAUUUUCAUCUAAUGGCCCUGGAAAUUAUUAGUCCACUCUUUAUUCCUCUGAGGAGAUAACAAGUAUAUCAAAAUGAACAACUAAUUAUUGUUGUUUGUUUCUUUUUCCUGCCUGUCAUGUCAGUACAAGCUGGUGUCUCAAAUGCAGGCUAUUAUCCCGUAAGGGUUUAAUUGAAGGGGUCUUAAGAACACGAUCCUGCAAACAUUUAUGCAUUGAGGCUGAAUGGUGAAGCAAAAUUGCUCAUGCAUAUAAUUGAUGAAAGGACGGGGGCCCUCGACUGUAGCAUUUGCUGUUUACAAUCAUUGUGUGAAUAAACAUUUUGCUUCAUUCCUUCUUUUCCCUGUCCACUUUAAGAAAAAUCAUAGAGGUGGUCUUUUUUGUGUUGUGUUAUGGGAUGCUCUUCUGAUUUUUUAACAAAUAUAGGAAUAUAUUCACUAAGUUUAUGGUAUAUUACUGGUAAAUAUUUCAAUGGUGU
Messenger RNA from Eublepharis macularius, 3446 nucleotides. RefSeq names its product calmodulin-lysine N-methyltransferase (gene CAMKMT). Gene Ontology annotation, cellular component: cytoplasm. The record is from RefSeq and is a predicted model, not a curated record. Gene Ontology annotation, molecular function: calmodulin-lysine N-methyltransferase activity. NCBI's taxonomy places the organism in Eukaryota, Metazoa, Chordata, Lepidosauria, Squamata, Eublepharidae. Bases 145 to 1134 code for a protein of 329 amino acids. The transcript has 11 exons.